Cladophialophora yegresii CBS 114405 is the source of this 861-nucleotide messenger RNA. RefSeq lists its product as uncharacterized. The coding region runs from base 1 to 861 and encodes 286 amino acids. Lineage: Eukaryota; Fungi; Ascomycota; Eurotiomycetes; Chaetothyriales; Herpotrichiellaceae. The transcript is spliced from 3 exons. The record is from RefSeq and is a predicted model, not a curated record.
AUGGGCGACGAACUCGCUGAGUUGAAGGCGGAGGUGAAGAGGCUGCACACUAAGUUGCAGAAGGUCGAAGACGAGGCAGAGAUCAGGAAAGUCCAUUUCAAAUAUGGCUACUAUCUCGACAAGUGUCUGUACCAGGAGGUCGUUGACAUGUUCUCCAACCACCCGGACGCGUACGUCGAGUUUCUGGGCUCACGGUACCGUGGGAAAGAAGGAAUCCGUCGACUGUACAUUGGGCGAUUCCAGAAUUUCUUCGUCAAAGGACGCAAUGGGCCCGUGUACGGCUUUCUGCUCGACCACCCUAUGAUGCAAGACAUCGUGGACGUCGACCCGUCUGGGACUCGUGCCUGGGCAAGAAUCCGCGCCCUCAUGUCCGCUGGCACGCAUCAGUCCAUCCAGGAAGAACACCCUCGGGGCCACGCUCAAUGGUGGGAAGGCGGCCUGUACGAGAACGAAUACAUCAAGGAAGACGGUGUGUGGAAACCGUUUCGAUAUCGGUACUUUCCCUUUUGGCAUGCAGAUUUCGAGCGCGGAUGGGCACACACCAAGAAGAAUUAUAUCCCUUGGCCGACGCAGACGUACCCGGAGGAUCCGAGUGGGCCGGAUGAAUUGAUUGAACAGAAGAUGUUGUGGCCGGAUACGCGGUGCAUUCCGUUCCACUACCCACACCCUGUGACUGGGCAGUUUGUCAAAGACGAUGACUUGAGGGCGCCGAAGUAUGGCGAGGAUGUCAGUACCAGUUUGCCGCCCUUGAGUAUUGCGUUGCCGAAAGAUCAGUUGGAGAAGCUAGAGAAGGAGAAGGGGGAGACUGAGAAGGUGGUUGAGAAGAACGGGGUCAUUGCGGAUAGCACAGCGGUUGCUUGA